Messenger RNA from Myotis davidii, 661 nucleotides. RefSeq lists its product as uncharacterized. The transcript has 2 exons. NCBI's taxonomy places the organism in Eukaryota, Metazoa, Chordata, Mammalia, Chiroptera, Vespertilionidae. The record is from RefSeq and is a predicted model, not a curated record. The coding region runs from base 15 to 659 and encodes 214 amino acids.
GGGGGACUGGCUGCAUGGAGAGAGGUCUAGGGGUCCAUUCUCCGGGUGGGGCAUCCGUGUCCUCUGCAGGUUUUUCAUUGUUAUAUCCGCAUCUAAACUGCACUUCAGAGAAGGAUUCUGCCGAUUGGUUGCGGGUGGGGGAGGAGGAAGCGGGAGCAGUGAGGAGGACAUGGAGUAGAGUCCUCUACAUCCGCCCCCAGGCAAAUGAGCAGCAGUCUCCAUCCCAGGAGAUACUCCUUUAUGUGGUCAAACGGAAAGAACUGCCGGGCUGGCGGGACCAAGUCCCUCCUGGUCCACCACUGGGAGCUGGGAGCAGCGAUGCUGGGAGGAGAGCCCAGAGAGGAUCAGAGACCCCACCGGGGGUCAGUGGGUGCCCCACCCUCCUCCCCACAGACCGUGCCCUGCUGCCUCCCAGGUCUGAUGAUGGAGAAGCCAAGAACCUUCGCCCUGGCUGCCCCAGCGGAGGACAUGAAACUCCCCAGCUCUCGGGUGAGAUUGGCAAGGAAGGCCUGAUCCCCUGGGACGCUGUGGAGGAAAUUCUCCAGGGGCAGGCUGGGGCUGGGGUCCGGGUACACUACUGGCCAGUCACCUGGUCCUCACCUCCCUGCUCCAUUCUUCCCGGGCCCCACCAGUGGAUUGCAGGAGCUGCGCUGGCCUGACU